Amblyraja radiata (thorny skate) is the source of this 1497-nucleotide messenger RNA. RefSeq names its product cilia and flagella associated protein 418 (gene cfap418). Bases 46 to 651 code for a protein of 201 amino acids. Gene Ontology annotation, cellular component: cytosol. Lineage: Eukaryota; Metazoa; Chordata; Chondrichthyes; Rajiformes; Rajidae. The record is from RefSeq and is a predicted model, not a curated record. The transcript has 6 exons.
CGCGGGCUCCAGGCAACCGGGCGAGGCAGAUGGCGGCCAUGACGGAUGACCUGGACCAGCUCCUGGACGAGGUGGAGAUGCGCUUCUGCAGGAGCGGCCCGGCGGCCGGGGGCAGCCUGGAGGGAGCGGAGGGAGCGGCCGGAGCCGGGGGCUCGGACAAGGAGAUCACCGACAGUCCCAUCAGUUGAUGAUGAAGAGGAAGAUGAUGAAGAGGGAGAAGAUUUAAAUGACCUUAUUAAAGAUAUUUUCCAAGAUGAUCCAACUGUAUUGGACCUUUCUAAGUCAAGUGGAAGAGCAGUAACAAAUUGUGCAGCUCAUCAGGCCAAUGGUAGAAAAUGUUCUCCAGUUUACCUUGGUGGCAGUUCUGCACCCCACGGACUGGGAACAAAUACUUCUCACAGAACAUGUGAUCAGCUGCGAUGUACUACUUGCGACUUUAGGGUAAUUGCCAUUGAUGACUGUGAAUGGAACAAGUCUUGCGACUACCUUUUUUUCAGAAACAGCAUGCCUGACGUUAGUAAACUGGAAGUAAAGGCACUGAGCAAGAAAGGGGCCCGAGCAUACGCCUGCCAGUGCAGCUGGAGGUCCGUCCACACCCUGACCGAUAUCAGGGAAGAGCAGCAUCUUCGAUGGGUCUGUGGCAAACACUAAGGGCUGGCCUUGUCCAUUCCCCUUCAGAGAGGUAAGAGGGGGGGGGGGGGUUCUCUUCCGAUGUAUUACCUGAAAUAUCACCACAUUUCCAGAACUUUAUUACAUGCACGACAAGCUGCAUCAGUUUAAGCGGGCCUGCUGUUCGGGAAAACUAAAGCUGCCAUUGGAAUUCUUCUACAGGAUGCUUUGAGGACUGGGGGGGUUGGUGCCAAACUGAACCGUUCAAUGCACAUUGGCAUUUUCAGUCCAGUGCAUUUGGACUUGCAAGACCAGAGGUUAUUGUGCGACUGUGGAAAGUAAAACGACAAAGGUGGAAGGUGAAAAUAACCCAUUAAAAAGAAAACAAGGCCUUCUAUUUUUUAAAUCCUUUCAGAAUUGACUGCUUAUCGACGAGUUGUCAUGAUGUCAGGAUUGUCAUCCUUUAACGUUUGAGGACUUCAUUGGGUUGGAUCUAUUCAUAGCGAUCGGACUCGCUGAAUAUCAUCCGGUGUGAUGGCAAACCCAACUGUACAUUUGCAACCAUACGGUUCGGAAACAAUACAGGUUUCCAAGAUUAACCUUUGGAAAAAGAAGUGUCCCACAGUGGGAGAGAAAACGGUUUUAAAGGUCACCACGCAUCAGCCUGGAAGGAAUUUAUUGAGUUUAUUAAAUGAUGCAAAUUGGAAUGCCCAGUAUCAAAAUGCCUGUACACUGGAUAAAGAAAUAGUGGGUAUUCCAUUUUAUGUUUGUUAUAGUUUAUACAACAGUUUUUUUUUUUUUUUUAACAUUUUGGCACUUUUAGGUACAUUCCCUGCUAUGAAAAGUAUUUCGUUAAAUAUGUAAAUAAAGUUGAAUAUUGGCAAGCAA